AUGGACCAACAACAGCCAAAACGAGGCUCAUCUCUAGACCAAGAGAGAGAGCCCUCAACGCCAAGUGAGAAGGGUUGCAACGAUCUCGAACCAGCUCCUGAUGGAGGCACACAGUCUUGGCUUGUUGCUGCCGGAGGCGCCUGCGUCUUUUUCUCUGCGUUGGGUUUCUCAAACUCCUUCGGCGUGUUCGAAGAGUACUAUCUCGCGCAUCAGCUGCAAGGCGAGACAGCGAAUAAGGUCGCCUGGAUCGGGUCGAUGGCAACAUUCCUCCAGUUCGCAAUUGGCGCUAUUGGGGGACCAUUGUUCGACCGGUUUGGUGCAUGGGUUAUCCGACCCACCGCCGUCGUCUACGUAUUCGCUAUCAUGAUGACGAGUCUCUGCACAAAGUACUGGCAAUUUAUGCUCGCGCAGGGGAUCCUGUUGGGUGUUUCGAUGGGGUUUCUGCAGUUUCCGGCCAUGGCUGCGGUAACGCAGUACUUCGAUAAGAAGCGAGCCGCUGCACUAGGGCUAGUAACAGCCGGAUCGUCCAUCGGCGGCGUGGUCAUCCCCAUUGCGCUGUCCAAGAUGCUGAACGGCACGAGUCUGGGUUUUGGAUGGUCCGUCCGGGUCAUGGGUUUCGUGCUGAUCCCUCUGUUGGGCUUCGCAAGCCUCACUGUGCGGCCUCGUCUGCCGCCGCGAAAGACGACUUUCUUCGUCGGAGCCGCCUUCAAGGACUUGCGGUAUGAUCUCAUCGUCGCUGCGUUCUUUUUCAUGCUCAUUGCCAUGUUUGCGCCCCUGUUCUACAUCCCCACAUAUGCCGUCUCAAGAGGCGUAGAGGCCACUCUCGCCUCGUAUCUGCUGGCGAUCGUGAAUGCGGCCUCAACCUUCGGCCGCAUCAUUCCCGGCGUGCUGGCGGACAAAUUUGGUCGCCUAAACGUCUUCGUGAUCGGGGGUUUGGCCACUGGGAUCGUGGUCUUCUGCUUCAACGAGCCCACGUCCACUGCAGGUCUGGUUGUUUACUCGAUUGUUGUUGGCUUUUCCUCAGGGACAAUUAUCUCCGGGUGUGCUGCGGCGUUAACGGUUUGUAUCAAGAAUCCCCAGGAGGCGGGUGCAUAUAUCGGGAUGGGAAUGGCUGUGGCCUCAGUGGCUGCUCUGAUAGGACCGCCGGUCAACGGUGCACUCGUCGACCGAUACGGCGGGUUCUCUCAGAUGUCUAUUUUCAGUGGCGUCAUGUGUCUUGCUGGCGGAUUCAUUGCUCUUGGGGCAAAAGCUGCGACGCCUCAAGGCGUUUGGGGGAGAGUAUAA
This is a messenger RNA of Aspergillus terreus NIH2624, 1284 nucleotides long. RefSeq names its product MCT family MFS transporter. NCBI's taxonomy places the organism in Eukaryota, Fungi, Ascomycota, Eurotiomycetes, Eurotiales, Aspergillaceae. Gene Ontology annotation, biological process: transmembrane transport. Bases 1 to 1284 code for a protein of 427 amino acids. The record is from RefSeq and is a predicted model, not a curated record. The transcript is spliced from 2 exons. Gene Ontology annotation, molecular function: transmembrane transporter activity. Gene Ontology annotation, cellular component: fungal-type vacuole membrane.